AAAGCAAUGCCGGAUUGAACAACCUACGAGCCAAGGGUUUUGCAGGGUUUAGCAAAACCAAAGUACUCCAGCACAUUUAGCAUCAUACUACUAAGUAACCAAUACUGAUGAACAAAACCAUGCGAAGAGUUUCCUCUUUUGCUGCUCCACUUCUCCAUGAAUAUUCAAGAACUUGUUUCUCUCUCAUUUCUAAAGACUUCUUCUCCCACCUUUCUUCUCUCCCCAAUACCCCCACCACCAUCAACCCCAUCAAUGCACACCAACCAAUUUGCCCUCAAUCAUCAGAUACCCUUCUCAAAUCUCAUGCUUUCAACACACUUGUGGAACAGAACCCAUCUCAAUUAUCCUCAAGACAAAGAAAGAUUCAAGAAAGAUCACAACUUGAAAAGUCUUUUGAGUCAGCAAAGACAAUUCAGGAAAUGCUUCAUGUUUUUCAAGAAAUGGAGAAAACUUUUGAUGAGAGGGAACUUGGGUUGGUAUGUUUGAGAAUUGGUCUUAAACUUGAUCAAGAAGGUGAGGAUCCUGAAAAGGCUAUGUCUUUUGGUAAUAGGGCUUUGAAUGUAUUGGAUAGAGAUGAUAAAUUGUCUUUGCCACUUGCUAUGACAUUGCAAUUGUUGGGUUCUACUUGUUAUAGUUUGAAAAGAUUUAAUGAUAGUUUGGGAUAUCUUAAUAGGGCUAAUAGGGUUCUUGAUAAAUUAGUGAAAGAUGGCUCUUGUAGUGUUGAGGAUGUUAGGCCUAUUCUUCAUGCCGUUCAGCUUGAGCUGUGUAAUACAAAAACGGCUAUGGGGAGGAGAGAGGAGGCUCUAGCUAAUCUGAGGAAGUCUUUGGAGUUGAAAGAGAUGACUUUGGAAAGAGAUAGUGUAGAACUUGGAAAAGCUAAUAGGGAUGUGGCCGAGGCGUAUGUCGCAAUAUUGCAUUUUAAAGAGGCUCUACCGUUUUGUUUGAAGGCAUUGGACAUACAUAAGACACAACUAGGGCAAAACUCUGUAGAGGUUGCACAUGAUAGGAGGCUUUUAGGAGUUAUUUAUACUGGAUUGGAAGAACAUGAGAAGGCAUUGGAACAAAAUCAAUUAUCACAGAGAGUAUUGAAGAACUGGGGUUUUGACACGGAUUUGCUUCGUGCUGAGAUCGAUGCAGCCAACAUGCAAAUAGCCUUGGGGAGAUAUAAUGAGGCCAUUAAUACUUUGAAGGGUGUUGUUCAGCAGACUGGAAAAGAGAGCGAGGAUAGAGCUAUGGUCUUUAUAUCCAUGGCCAAAGCAUUAUGCAAUCAGGAGAAGUCCACGGAUGCAGAGAAGUGCCUUGAAAUUGCAUGUGGAAUCCUUGGAAAACAAGAAAAAAUCUCCCCCGUUGAAGUUGCUGAGGCAUACAUGGAAAUUUCUAUGUUGUAUGAGACAAUGGACAAGUUUGAAGCUGCCAUAUCACUAUUAAAGAGAACAUUGACAAUGCUUGAAAAGCUACCUCAGGAACAACAUUCAGUUGGAAGUGUCGCAGCCCGAGUUGGCUGGUUACUGCUCUUGACUGGUGGGGUGCAGCAUUCUAUUCCUUUCUUGGAGGAUGCAGCUGAGAGGCUGAAAGAAAGCUUUGGAUCAAAACAUUAUGCAGUUGGUUAUGUUUACAAUAAUUUGGGCGCAGCAUAUUUGGAAUUAGAUAGACCACAAUCUGCUGCCCAGGUUUUUGCAUAUGCAAAGGAUAUCAUGGAUGUUUCUCUUGGUCCUCAUCAUACAGAUACAAUUGAAGCAUGCCAAAACCUUUCAAAAGCAUAUGCGGCCAUGGGAAGCUAUCACCUUGCGAUAAACUUCCAGGAAAAAGCAGUUGAGGCUUGGGAAGCCCACGGUCCAAGUGCAGUAGAUGAACUUAAUGAAGCUCAACGACUUCUUGAACAGCUGAAGAACAAAGCUGCUGGCCUAUUCGAUCAGAAUGUGAUGAAGGCCUUGCCUUUGGCUAAUUCUAGAGAAGCUGGCUUUAAUAGUACCUCAGAAGUAGGUGUUUCAGCCAUUGAGAGGCAAAGAAGUGCAAUAAAAAUGUUGAAUCAAUAAAGUUCUGCUUAAGUUUGUCUUAAUCUGAUCUUUCCCUUUUAGGAAUAAAAUAAUACCUUUUAUUAGUUUGAUGUAUCCUUUUUUACUGGAACCUAUUCUUAUAAGCUUCACUACAUAUAUUAAAACUACAAGAUCCAUCAGUCUGCAA
Molecule: messenger RNA, 2184 nt
Organism: Capsicum annuum
Lineage: Eukaryota; Viridiplantae; Streptophyta; Magnoliopsida; Solanales; Solanaceae
Product: protein KINESIN LIGHT CHAIN-RELATED 1
Exons: 2
Coding region: 108-2036 (642 amino acids)
Molecular function (GO): protein binding
Source: RefSeq, a predicted model, not a curated record